Molecule: messenger RNA, 1254 nt
Organism: Dama dama (fallow deer)
Lineage: Eukaryota; Metazoa; Chordata; Mammalia; Artiodactyla; Cervidae
Gene: PGK2
Product: phosphoglycerate kinase 2
Exons: 1
Coding region: 1-1254 (417 amino acids)
Biological process (GO): glycolytic process; gluconeogenesis
Cellular component (GO): cytosol; extracellular exosome; sperm fibrous sheath
Molecular function (GO): phosphoglycerate kinase activity; ATP binding; ADP binding
Source: RefSeq, a predicted model, not a curated record
AUGUCUCUUUCUAAGAAGUUAACUUUGGACAAAGUGGAUGUGAAAGGGAAGCGAGUCGUCAUGAGAGUUGACUUCAAUGUCCCCAUGAAGAAGAACCAGAUUACAAACAACCAAAGAAUCAAGGCCUCUCUCCCAAGCAUCAAGUACUGUCUGGAUAAUGGAGCCAAGUCAGUCGUUCUUAUGAGUCAUUUAGGUAGACCUGAUGGUGUUCCGAUGCCUGAUAAAUACUCCUUAGAGCCUGUUGCUGCUGAACUCAAAUCCUUGUUGGGCAAGGACGUUCUGUUUCUAAAGGACUGUGUGGGUCCGGAAGUGGAGAAAGCUUGUGCCAGCCCAGCCACGGGUACAGUCAUCUUGCUGGAAAACCUGCGCUUUCAUGUGGAAGAAGAAGGGAAGGGCCAAGAUCCUUCUGGAAAUAAGCUUAAAGCUGAGCCAGAUAAAAUAGAAGCCUUUCGAGCAUCCCUCUCCAAGCUAGGGGAUGUGUAUGUCAAUGAUGCUUUUGGCACAGCUCACCGGGCCCACAGUUCCAUGGUGGGAGUGAAUCUUCCCCAGAAGGCGUCUGGAUUCCUGAUGAAAAAGGAGCUAGAUUACUUUGCCAAAGCCUUGGAAAACCCAGAGAGACCAUUUCUGGCUAUACUCGGUGGAGCCAAAGUGGCAGACAAGAUCCAACUCAUCAAAAAUAUGCUGGACAAAGUCAAUGAGAUGAUUAUUGGUGGGGGAAUGGCUUACACCUUCCUUAAGGUAUUGAACAACAUGGAGAUUGGUGCUUCCUUGUUCGAUGAAGAGGGAGCCAAGAUUGUCAAAGAAAUUAUGGCCAAAGCUGGAAAAAAUGGUGUGAACAUUACCUUUCCUGUUGACUUUGUCACUGCUGACAAGUUUGAGGAGAACGCUAAGGUUGGCCAAGCCACUGUAGCAUCAGGGAUACCUGCCGGCUGGAUGGGUUUGGACUGUGGUCCUGAGACCAAUAAGAAGUAUGCAGAUGUGGUGGGGCGAGCCAAGUUAAUUGUGUGGAAUGGACCUGUAGGGGUAUUUGAAUGGGAUGCUUUUGCUAAAGGAACAAAGGCCCUCAUGGAUGAAGUUGUGAAAGCCACUUCCAAGGGCUGUAUCACCAUUAUAGGAGGUGGAGACACUGCUACAUGCUGUGCCAAAUGGAGCACUGAAGAUAAAGUCAGUCACGUGAGCACUGGAGGAGGUGCCAGUCUAGAGCUUCUGGAAGGUAAAGUCCUUCCUGGAGUGAAUGCCCUCAGCAACCUGUAG